Clupea harengus (Atlantic herring) is the source of this 2099-nucleotide messenger RNA. RefSeq lists its product as uncharacterized. The transcript is spliced from 20 exons. Bases 78 to 2063 code for a protein of 661 amino acids. Lineage: Eukaryota; Metazoa; Chordata; Actinopteri; Clupeiformes; Clupeidae. The record is from RefSeq and is a predicted model, not a curated record.
CACGCUGUCGUCAUUUCCGGCUGGAGUUGGCGCAGAAGUUCGAAACAAACCUGAGCUGUUGGGACGACGAAGCACGAAUGGACAGCGUGAUCAUCCUCAGCAGCAGUGAAGACGACUCGGACACCGAGCCCUCGCUGCUCGAGCCCUCGGUGCUUGUCGUAGAAGAAGCGCUGCCAGUGCUCAAGCAUCAAGAGAACAGUGAAGUUGUGGACGAUGACCUGUCAAUCACCUACACCCAGAAAGGGAUGGUCCUUCCUCACGCUCGCUCAGACUGCCCCGCCCACCCUUUCAGGGAGACUGCAGGUCCUGAGCUGGGGAACACACACACAUCUGAGCUGAAUAUCUCCUUCUGUGAGCAGUGCUUCUGUUACGUCUGUGAUGCACCAGCCUCUGAGUGUGAGGUGUGGCGUUCCCACUGUGAUGCCCAUCCUCGCUGUAGUCUCUGGCGUUCCCAGAGGGAGAUUCGGACUCUAGGAACUCUGCACAAGCUGGGAUUCACUGUAGAGGACAUGGACGAGGAGUUACGCACCGCAGAGCACUCUCUUCACAUCUUUUCUCAGACCCUGUCAAAGCACUUUUCAACUUUCCAGCAGUCAGGACUCAGGCCUGUGUUUGAGUGUGUGUCUGAGUUCGUGUCCAAGGCGGAACAAGAGAACCUGAAGACUGGAGCCGUCAUGAUGCUGGGCGCCACUCAACUCUUCCUCACACACCCACAACCUCACAACACAGGGUCAUGUGAACCUCUCGUUGACCUCAAAGACGAAGCAGUUUACCUACUUUUACACAGAGUGUUUGAUUGGUUACUGCAGGUGUGUGUGGACGUCACGUUGCCGUCUCCAGUUGUCCACAAGCUGCAGGUCGUCUGCUCCUCACUCACAGUUCCCCACAACUGUAAAACAGUCUGGCUGAGCGUGCUGGCGGUGCGUGUGUGGGAUGACCCCUUGCUGGUGGCGGUGCUGAAAGGUCAGAACGUCAGCGGGAGGUCGAAGAAGACGAAGAGCAUCCUGCAGGAGAGUAGCGCCGUGGUAACCACCCGUGUCCGUCAUCUGCUCCAUCAGAAAAGGUACAGGGAAGUUGCGCGCUACUUGAAGGUGGUGGAAAGUGACAAGACUUCUGUUGUACAGGAGCUUAGAGACAUGGUGCCACUUUACCUGUGUCAGGCAGGUGAUUUCCAGGCUGCCCUUGAAGCAUUAUUUAGUCCGAUAGGCCACACCCCUGCCUGCCCGGCGUCCCGGUUGACUCCGCCCACUCUCCACGCCUACCUCCGAGUCUUCACCACGGGCCAAGUGCCCAGGCCACACCCCUCCACAGAGCACCACCCAAUGGCGGCCUGCCAAUGGGAGCCAAUCAAAGGUGUGCGUGCGUUGAAGACUCCUCAAGUAGUCAAAUUUGCACUGAGAGUUCUUCACUACAAUAACUCCACCUUCAGUGACGUGCCGACGUGGGAGAACCUUGUAGUGUUUGUGAGUUCUGAGAGAGAGAGUUCUACGAGGGUCAACCUCACUGCAUUCCCACAACCAGACGUGCAGUUUCUGAAGAAGGCUUGUGACUUCACCAUGGGCAUCUUAACCGACCUGAGGGGGGCCACUCACCUACAGAUUCCCCAGAGCUUCAUGGGGGUCUACCCGAGGCAGGCUCUUCUCCUAUUGGUCAGUGAGGCUUUAGCUCAACGGAUCGACCAAUUACCUCUGCACACUGCCCUCAACCUUCUCCUCAAAUACAGGCUGAAUAUGUGGGCGUUGCGGUGGCUGUUUCAGCGUCUCUCUGACAAUCUGUCUCUUCAGUCUCUCAUCAGCACUGCUCUCAAGGAGCUGCUACAACCCCACCCUCGGACACUGAGUCCAGAUGAGAACAUCUUCAUCGCCGACUUCCUCUGCUUCUACUUCCUGGAAGGGGAGUGUUUGGCUCCGCCCAUCACUAAUGUGCUGUUGGCCAACUGGAAUGAGUCUUAUUUUCCCUGGCAGUUUCAUCUCCGUCAAGCACUGGAGCAGUGGAGUGCUGGUUUGAGUCCUGAGAAGUACAACAUCCUGCAGAGAAUGAAGGCUGCUGUGACUACCUAUUAAAAUGCACACACACACACACACACACAGAGAAAUCCU